GGUUCCCCCACUGGAUCCGGCUCAGUUCAAAACCGGACACAGGCUCAAACGUACCUCGAAUUUUAUACCUUUCUGGAAAAAGAGACCGAGUCCAAUUUGCAUUUUCUUUUUUUAAGAUGAAAGCGAAAAAAUUCGUGUUCAAAAAACACUUUGAGGGUGUACCAAAGAAGACGGACUUCGAGCUGGUCGAGCAAGACCUGCCGCCGGUUAAAGACCGAGAAGUUCUAUUUGAAGCGUUAUUUAUUAGUGUUGACCCUUAUAUGAGGGCAAUAUCACCCAAGCUGCCUACAGGGAUUACUAUGAUCGGCACACAAGUAGCAAAGGUCUUAGAGAGCAAACACCCUGAUUAUAAAAAAGGCGACCUCGUCCUUGGCCCUUUCGGCUGGGUCACACAUACAGUGCAAAACCCGGAUGAAGUCUUGUCACCAUUUGGCGAAAAGACCAAACCUUAUGUCCUGCCUGAUCUGGGCGGGUUUUCGCCAUCGACUGCACUCGGAGUUUUAGGAAUGCCUGGAAACACAGCUUGGUUUGGAUUGACAGAACUAUGUAAACCGAAAUCCGGCGAAGUCCUCGUAGUCAGCGGAGCUGCCGGAGCUGUCGGAUCAUUGGUUGGCCAGAUUGGAAAAAUUCUUGGCCUUACUGUUAUCGGUUUUGCCGGAUCCGAUGAAAAGUGCAAAAUGCUCGUAAAAGAGUUGGGCUUUGACUAUGCCUUUAACUACAAGACAAAACCAGUACCGGAGGCUUUGCAGGAAGCAGCUCCAAAUGGCGUCGACUGCUAUUUUGACAAUGUUGGAGGAAGGAUGAGCAAUGAUGUUAUGAACCACAUGAACAUGUUUGGAAGGGUGGCCAAUUGUGGUUCGAUCUCUGUGUAUAACUCUGACCCCAAGGACCCUCCACUGGCUCCUGUUUUACAACCGACGAUCGUCAUGAAGCAGUUGACCCUACAGGGGUUUAUUUCGAGCAGGUGGAAAGACCGUUGGUUCGAGGGGAUUCAGAAAAACUUACAGUUUAUGAAAGAGGGAAAACUAAAAUUUAAAGAGACAAUGGUCGAAGGAUUUGAAAACAUGUUUGAAGCAUUUACCAUGCUGUUUACUGGAGAAAACAUUGGCAAAACCGUAGUCAAAGUAUAGUUAUAACAAUUCAUUUUUGUAAAUGCAUUUUGAUUAAAUUUAUAAAUAAAAUAUAUUUGUUUUAAAAAAA
Messenger RNA from Cimex lectularius (bed bug), 1200 nucleotides. RefSeq names its product prostaglandin reductase 1-like. Gene Ontology annotation, molecular function: 2-alkenal reductase [NAD(P)H] activity; 15-oxoprostaglandin 13-reductase [NAD(P)+] activity. Gene Ontology annotation, cellular component: cytoplasm. The record is from RefSeq and is a predicted model, not a curated record. Gene Ontology annotation, biological process: prostaglandin metabolic process. The coding region runs from base 117 to 1130 and encodes 337 amino acids. The transcript has 9 exons. NCBI's taxonomy places the organism in Eukaryota, Metazoa, Arthropoda, Insecta, Hemiptera, Cimicidae.